Euleptes europaea (tarantolino) is the source of this 1077-nucleotide messenger RNA. RefSeq names its product trace amine-associated receptor 1-like. NCBI's taxonomy places the organism in Eukaryota, Metazoa, Chordata, Lepidosauria, Squamata, Sphaerodactylidae. Gene Ontology annotation, molecular function: G protein-coupled receptor activity. Gene Ontology annotation, cellular component: membrane. The record is from RefSeq and is a predicted model, not a curated record. Bases 1 to 1077 code for a protein of 358 amino acids. Gene Ontology annotation, biological process: G protein-coupled receptor signaling pathway. The transcript has a single exon.
AUGUUGGGCAACGGUAGCAGCAGCAGCCCCAAUUGUACACUCUGCAGCCAGGACUUUGCCGGCGGUGUCGGCAAGGUGACCCUCAUGGUCCUCCUGAUCUUCACCAUCAGCCUGGGCAAUGCGGUGAGCCUCCUGGUUUUCCUUCGCGUCAAGCAGUUCCGAAGCCCUCAAGGCUACCUGAAAGCCUCUUUAGCCCUGGCUGACUUCACUGUAGGGGUCAUUGUAGUGCCUUACUCCGUAUACAAAGAGGUGAACAGGCUGGUUUAUGGGAUGGAGCAAGAGAUCGGCGAGCCUGGCCAGCUGACUUGCUACAUCGUCGGGCCCCUCUUUGCAGGCUCCACCCUUGUCUCCAUCACCACCAUCUUCCUCCUCUCCGUUGAGAGGAGCAUCGCUGUGCUGAAACCCUUGCACAAGAGAGCUGUGAUCACCAAGCGCAGGACUGUUUGGCUGAUCCUUGCCACCUGGGCCUUGAGCUUCUGCUUGGCAGUGAUCCCUCUGUUCGCCUCCCCGGAUAUUACCUUCCAGUACAAUUCCUGCAGCAGUUUGUGCAAUUAUGAGUUCCCGAAAAACAAGCCACCUCAGCCCCAUUGGAAUAUCAUGCUGCUCUAUCCAGUCUUUGAUUUCUCCCUCUUGGGUAGCACUUUAAUCAUCAACUGUGUCACCUUUGCUGCCCUCCACCAGUACUGCAAGACCCGGAAGCAGCUAGGGGGACAGUCACCGGGGGGCAGCCAGCUCUCCUUCUCAGACAUCAAUGCAGCCAAGAACAUCGGGGUCUUAACUUUUGCUUUUGCAGCUUCCUUCAGCCCCAUUGCUGUAUUUGUGGUGGGUUCUGUGGUGGGCUACACGUGGUGCCGUUUCUCCUUCUACGCUUUCUGGAUCCUCACGUCCAACAGCUGCUGGAACGUGGCCAUCUAUAGCGCCUGGGACCCCAGGUUUCGCCAGGGGGUUAGGGAGCUGUUCAGCAAGAGAGUGCUGAAAUCCGCCUCCCAGGGUACCAGUCACUCAGUGGAGGUGGACAGUACUUCUGCAGCCUGUGUGGUGGUCCUCAAGGAGAUGUUCCAUCCGGACGGUACUUGA